Molecule: messenger RNA, 4533 nt
Organism: Kockovaella imperatae
Lineage: Eukaryota; Fungi; Basidiomycota; Tremellomycetes; Tremellales; Cuniculitremaceae
Product: putative phospholipid-translocating ATPase
Exons: 5
Coding region: 1-4533 (1510 amino acids)
Biological process (GO): phospholipid translocation
Cellular component (GO): plasma membrane
Molecular function (GO): ATPase-coupled intramembrane lipid carrier activity; magnesium ion binding; ATP binding
Source: RefSeq, a predicted model, not a curated record
AUGUCGUCCUCGUCGACGAGUCACCAACCUCUCGUGGCCAAGGUCAAGAGACGGCAAAAGAAACAAACGGGAUGGUGGACCCGGACAACAUCAUCCUUGACCUCGUUCAACCUUUCAAAGAUAUGGGGGAAUCGUCCUGGAUCCACGACAGCCAGAUCAGUCUAUCACAAUGAACCUCUACCUCAAGGCAUGUUCGAUCGCAAGGGCAGAAUAUUAAAGGAACACAAGUACCCCACAAAUCAAAACAUCACUUCUAAGUACACCAUCAUCACGUUUCUUCCUCGAAACUUGCUCGAACAGUUCAGACGAGUGGCCAACGUCUUCUUCCUUGGUAUUGCCAUCCUGCAAUUCUUUCCAAAAUUCUCCACCAUCUCGCCAGGUCUAGUCAUCUUACCUUUGUUGGUCGUCUUGGCCAUCACAGCCGGCAAGGAUGGCUACGAGGAUGUCAAGCGACAUCAAGCCGAUCGACAUGUCAACAACUCGAUCGUGCAUGUACUCCAGGGACCAGGGCAUGAGAAUAAGAAUCACAUGCAAGGCAAGGAAAAGACAUUUGUCCCUCGUAUACCAAUCCCUUCGAGGAAGAGCAAAAAGGCGAGGGAAGGUGCAAAGGACACCACGGAUAUCCUCAAAAAUUAUCGAGCGAAUCAAGAGGCCGAGCCGCCAGAGCCUGCUCCACACGGACAGACCGGUACCCGGAGUCAGAUCAACAGGUGGUUGGAUGAUCCCGACGCUAUGGAAGGAGCAGAUGAACUGGGUUGGCAUCGUGUGGCGUGGGAGGACGUCAAAGUGGGCGACAUUGUCAAGAUUUAUGAGAAUGAGCAAUUCCCAGCGGACCUGGUCAUCUGUUCCACCUCUGAGGAAGAGGAUGUCGCUUACAUCGAGACGAAGAACCUCGAUGGAGAGACCAAUCUCAAAUCACGGAAUGGUGUACCUGGGCUGAGCCACAUGGUCUCAGCUGCAGACUGCGCCAAGACUCGCAUUAGGAUAGACAUGGACAAGCCGGAAGUCAACAUGUUCAGAUUGAAUGGCGCUGUCGUCACACUGGAUGAAAUGGGGAACGAUGGAGAACCGGCCAUCCACCCGAUCACCCUAGAGAGCACAUUGUUGCGUGGUUGCGUGCUGCGAAACACAGCUUGGGUCGUGGGUAUCAUCGUCUUUACCGGAGCGGACACCAAGAUUAUCGCCAACUCGGGAGGAACUCCAUCCAAGCGGAGUCGAGUGGAAAAACAGAUGAACCCUCAGGUUUUGCUCAACUUGGCCAUCCUUGCCGUCAUUGGUUUGGUUUGUGCUAUUGUCGACCACUAUGCCGAAGUGAGAUGGUAUCAGGAGGGUGCAUAUUGGGAGCUGUAUGCGGACACCAAGGAAGACAAUCCGAAUAUCAACGGACUGUUCACCUUCUUCAACGCUUUCAUCACUUUCCAGAAUAUCGUCCCCAUCUCCCUCUACAUUUCCAUCGAAGUGGUCCGUACCUCCCAAGCCUUAUUCAUCUACUGGGAUCCUCUGAUCUGUCAGAUCAAGGAUGGAGUCAAAAGGAGGACAAAUGCCAGGAGUUGGACGUUGUCGGAUGAUCUCGGACAGAUCCAGUACAUUUUCUCGGACAAGACUGGCACAUUGACCCAGAACGCGAUGAUAUUCCGACAAUGCUCUAUCGGUGGUAAAGUCUACGUUGGCGAUGGCGAAGUCCCUUCUGGUACCCUGACCAACGGCAAGGAGCACAAGGAGAUCCCUUCAAAUACCUCGGACGACUCGUCUGAAGCUCCAGCACCGACUCGUAAUGAUCCCGACGAGAUCAAAGUGGCGCUCCCGAAAGAAGUCUUGCAGCCAUUCCACGACGCCGAACUGGAGAAGGAUCUCGCAGACCACGAUUCGGAACAAUCCCGGAUCCUCCACGGCUUUUUCGCGGUCCUCGGGCUAUGUCACACCGUUCUCGCGGCGGAGCCUGAACCAGGAGUCAUUGAAUACAAGGCGCAAAGUCCAGAUGAGGCGGCAUUGGUACAGAGUGCAGCGGACGUCGGCUUUGUCUUCCGAGGAAGGGAUCACAAUAUCGUCCGACUAUCCACACCGUUUUCCGACCACCCAGACGAGUACGAGCUGCUUCACGUGCUCGAGUUCAAUUCGACCCGGAAGCGCAUGUCUGUGAUCCUUCGCAAGAUGGACGAUGAGGGCAGGAUCUUCUUGCUCUGCAAAGGUGCCGAUAAUGUCAUUUUUGAGCGUCUGACAAAGGACGAGUCACAAAGAGAGUUGAGGCAAAAAACAGACAAGGACCUUCAGCAAUUUGCAUCGGAAGGUCUACGAACUCUAUGUUUAGCUUACAAGGUCUUGGAUCAAAAAGUCUAUGACAGAUGGGCAAAAGAGUAUCACGAGGCUACCGUCGCUCUUCAAGGUCGUGAAGAGUUGAUCGAGAACGUUUCCAACAGUAUCGAGCAAGAUUUGAUCCUCCUCGGGGCGACGGCUAUCGAAGACAAGCUGCAAGACGGAGUUCCAGAGGCCAUCAGCGAUCUCAAGCGAGCCGGGAUGAAGGUCUGGGUGUUGACCGGAGAUAAAUUGGAGACGGCUGUAGCGAUCGGCUACACGACACACUUGUUGACAACAGAGACCAACUUGAUCAUCGUUCGAGAAGGCGCAAGACCGAUUCAAGACCAGCUUCGUGAUGCCUUGGAUGGCUUCUUUGGGGACAAUCUGUCACGUCACGCUUCCAGACGAGAAGCGGAGCACUACGACACGGCUGCUCCGCCUCAAUUGGACCGAAUAAAUACUGGUGUACGAUCUUUGGUCGGUCACGAUAACGGCACGCGGCCAGGAGGAUUUUCCCUUGUCAUCGAAGGUCACGCAUUGGCCCACGCUUUCGAUGACCAAGAGACUUCGGAUCUCUUGCUGGCUUUGUCCACACAAUGCAACACUGUCAUCUGUUGCCGAGUCUCACCCUUACAGAAAGCUCAAGUCGUCCAUCUCGUCAAGGACAACCUCGGAGUCAUGUGUCUGGCCAUCGGAGACGGGGCCAAUGAUGUCUCGAUGAUUCAGGCUGCCGAUGUCGGUGUCGGUAUCUCUGGAGAGGAGGGUUUGCAAGCUGUCAACAGUUCAGACUAUGCCAUUGCUCAAUUCCGAUUCCUCAAGCGUCUGCUCUUGGUGCACGGUCAUUGGUCCUACUUCCGAAACUCUAGCAUGAUUCUCAACUUUUUCUACAAGAACAUUAUCGGUAUCGGCGUCUUGUUCUGGUUCAUGAUCUACUGUGAAUGGUCAACGACCUACGUCUUUGCCUAUGUCUACUUGCUGUUUUGGAACGUCUUCUGGACAUUGUUGCCCGUCAUCGCCAUCGGUCUCUUUGACAAGAACAUUGACGCGGACAUCUUGAUGGCCAUCCCGGAACUGUACAGAUUUGGGAGAGAACAAACGUACUUUGGCAUGUGGCGAUUUGUCUACUACCUCAUGGAGGGAGUGUACCAAUCCGCUGUCAUUUACUUUUUCCUCGACUACACCUAUGUCACCACAUCCGCGAGAGGGGAUGGUUGGAAUCCAUACAUUUACGAAAUGUCAACGACCAUGGUCAUUGGAGCCGUCAUGAUUGCCAACCUGUUCUCGGGUCUGAAUCUCUACUCUUGGAACUGGUGGGCAUUGUUUGGUAUCCUUCUCGGACCGUUCCUCAUCUGGGUCUUCACCGCCAUUUAUUCGAUCAUUCCACCAUCCUCCUUCUACACUGCUGUCUAUGGAAACGACAUCUACCUCUUUAGAUCCGCUGCAUUUUGGUUCGGAUGGCCAUUCGUUCUCAUCGUGGCCCUCCUUCCUCGAUACCUGUUCAAAGCUUACUCGCAACUGGUCACGCCUAACGAUAUCGAAAUUUUGCGUUUGGUCAGAAAAUUCAACCCUGAUAUCGACUUCGAGUCUCACCCUCUCCUUGGUGGCAAGCUCAAAGCCGAACAGGGUAAAACACUGGACAUGGAAGACAUGCUGCAUGGAGGAGCUGCUCAUGAGAAUGUGAUACCCAUGAUGGAUAUCGAGGCGAAUCGAAAUAGCGUGGAAAGUCAACGGGAGAAUGGCGGUCCAAGACCGAGUUAUCAGGGAAGACCGUCGAUGGCGAGCUCGAGAUUCGGGGUGCAUUCGAGCGCGAGGGGUUCCCAAGUCGAUAUGUCAACUGGUCUGAGUCAAGCACCGAGUCGUGGUUUCGAUUUCACAACCGAGGAGAGGGGUGUGGCGAUGCAACGAAUGCAAUCGAGGUUAUCAGAGCAUUCAGCUCAUCGUCAAAAGUUCCGAUCUCGCUUGUUCCCUGCAUCUUCCAACCACGACAUACCCGAAUCUGGCCAUUCUAAUCCAUUCGGAUUUUCAAAGAUCAGAGAACGUGCUGGAUCCGUCUUGUCACGUAAACGUGCAGGAACCGCUUCGACGAGGUUGUCAGCCGAUGAUGUGGCUUCUUCACCGCCUAAUACUGGAUUGACCACCACGUCAACUGGGACACCGAGAAAAGGUAGCAUGUUGAGAAAUGUCGAAAAAGCCAGUGUGGAUGGUGAUUUGGUGGAUGAACAUGGACGUGUGGGUUAG